This is a messenger RNA of Eurytemora carolleeae, 2764 nucleotides long. Its product is annotated as patched domain-containing protein 3-like. The record is from RefSeq and is a predicted model, not a curated record. Bases 29 to 1801 code for a protein of 590 amino acids. The transcript has a single exon. Lineage: Eukaryota; Metazoa; Arthropoda; Copepoda; Calanoida; Temoridae. Gene Ontology annotation, cellular component: membrane.
UUUCUGUUUAGGUAUUUUUGCCUGUGGGAUGGGGAUAGGGGCCUCAUAUGGUUUAUCCCAGCUGUUAGGCUUCUUCUUCACUGGACUUCAUGGCAUCCUGCCGUUCUUAAUGCUUGGUGUCGGGAUAGAUGACAUGUUUGUUAUAAUGCAGGCCUGGGAGAAUCUGGAGGAGGAGGAGAGGUUAAAAAGCUUCCAGGAGCGGUUUGGAGCAACAAUGCGGCAUGCCGGUGUUGCUGUAACAAUAACAUCGAUAACGGACUUUCUAGCGUUCCUAACUGGGGCCACCACCGUUAUACCAGCACUAGCUUCUUUCUGCGUCUAUUCAGCUUUUGGAAUCCUGUUCAUUUACUUCUUUCAGGUCACAUUCUUUCUAGCCUGGUUCUCUCUGGAUCAGAGAAGAGUUGAAGAUGUCCGGGACGGCAUCAUCUGUUGUUGGAAAAAGAAAGACUGGGAGCCAAGCCAGUGCAGUCAGUUUGAUAUCCUAGGUUACAUGUUCACAAAGUUGGUUGUUGUUCUAGAUUCCAUUCCAGGAAAGGUUGUUGUCAUCCUACUAACUGCUCUCCUGUUUGGACUAGGACUGUAUGGAACCAUAACUUUGGAAACAGACUUCGACUACGCAGACUGGCUUGAGGAUGGAACUUAUCUCAAAACCUAUUUGGCAGAAAAUACCAAACAUUUCCCUGCUAAUGGAGAUUCUGCAGGUGUAUACACAACUGCUCUGGACUAUGGCAAAGAUCUGAAGAACCUAAACGCUAUGAUUAACGAUUUGAAAAGUCUGGAAGGAAAUAAUUUACAAACCAACUCUAUUGACUCCUGGGUUCAGCCAUUCAUUGACUCUACUAACACUCAGAACAAUCUAAGUGGAGCAGAUCUCCUCCCUGAUAACCCAAAUUAUGCUGAAGCUAACUUUACCAAGCACAUUGGGGAAUUCCUAAAUGGACCUGGCAAAAUGUACAGCUCAAACUUUGAGUAUAAUAAAGAGAAUCCAACCCAGGUCAGUUUGACAAAGAUUAAGUAUACUCACAUCCUGUUUGACAAGACAGCAAAGAAGUUGGAUGCUAUGAACGAUGUGUUUGAUGUUGUUCGCAAAUAUUCUUUUACCAACAAGGUAUUUGCGUACGGAGAAUCCUACGCAAAUAAUUUAACCAUCGAAAUUAUAACUGCUGAACUAAUUAGAAACAUAUUGAUCUCUCUUUGUGUCAUCUUUCUCUGCAGUCUUUUCCUGAUUGCCGAUAUUUUUGCUGCUCUUCUUGUUCUUGUUGUGGUGACAAUAACAGUUGUAAAUGUUGCUGGCUACUGUAACUUCUGGGGAUUAACUGUGGAUACAACGUUUGCUAUAUUUGUUACAAUAUCUAUUGGUUUGUGUGUGGACUAUUCAGCGCAUGUGGCACAUGGGUUUAUGACAGAGACAGGGACGCGUGGAGAGCGGAUGAAGAACACUAUGAUUAAGAUUGGUCCAGCAGUACUAAACGGAGGGAUAUCAACAUUCAUCGCCUUCGUUCUUCUUGCCGGUUCCAGUUCAAAGGUUUUCUUCACCUUCUUCCAGAUAUUUUUUCUGGUGGUUUGGUUUGGACUGUUCCAUGGACUGAUAUUUCUACCAGUACUUCUCUCCUUAAUUGGUCCUGCCAGUCAUAGAACUGAAGAGGCGUUUGGGCAUAAAAACUUGGAUUCGUCCUGGGAGGGGAAUGGGAAGGAAAACAAAGGAUUUGAAAAGAAUCCUCCCCUGGCGAUAAUAUCCAGGACACCAACUCCUACUGAGGCCAACAAUACUCCUACCCUACCUGGAGAAAUACAGGAGUAGAUCAUCUAACCAAUACUCCAACCCUCCCUGGAGAAAUACAGGAGUAGAUCAUCUAACCAGUACUCCAACGCUCCCUGGAGAAAUACAGGAUUAGAUCAUCUAACCAAUAUUCCUAUCCUACAUGGAGAAAGACAGGAGUAGAUCAUCUAACCAAUACUCCAAUCCUACCUGGAGAAAUACAGGAAUGGAUCAUAUUACCAAUACUCCAACCCUCCCUGGAGAAAUUCAGGAGUAGAUCAUCAAACCAAUACUCCAAUUCUACCUGGAGAAAUACAGGAGUAGAUCAUCUAACCAAUACUCCAAUGCUCCCUGGAGAAAUACAGGAGUAGAUCGUCUAACCAAUACUCCAAUCCUACCGGGAGAAAUACUGGAGUAGAUCAUCUAACCAAUACUCCAAUCCUACCUGGAGAAAUACAGGAGUAGAUCAUCUAACCAAUACUACAAUCCUACCUGGAGAAAUACAGGAAUGGAUCAUCUAACCAAUACUCCAAUCCUACCUGGAUAAAUACAGGAGUAGAUCAUCUAACCAAUACUCCAACGCUCCCUGGAGAAAUACAGGAGUAGAUCGUCUAACCAAUACUCCAAUCCUGCCUGGAGAAAUACAGGAAUAGAUCAUCUAAUCAAUACUACAAUCCCUGGAGAAAUACAAGAAUAAAUUAUCUAUUCUGUACUCCAAUCAUAAUUGGGAAAUACAUGAGUUGAUCAUCUAACCAAUACUCCAAUCAUAUUUGGAGAAUACAAGAGUAGAUUAUCUAGCCUGUACUCCGACCCUUAUUGGAUAAAUACAGGAGAAGAUCAUCUACCCUGUAAUCCAACCCUACCUAGAGAUAUUCUAAAAUAUCAUUUCUCUGGUUUUCAAGUUACAAAAAUCUAGAUUUCACAAUUUGCAUAUUAAUAAUUUGAAAACUGUUUUGCCUGUUUUCUGAAAAAAAACAUUUUGAUAACAAGAAUUUUCAAAAUAUU